UUUUUUAGUGAUUAAUAUAAACUUAAAGUAAAAGAUAAAUACAGCUGUGAUUAACACAGUUAUAAUCUGAAAAUAAUUAGACUUCAAAUAAUGUAGAGUUCAUCUUAAAAAUAGAUUUACAUUCAAUAAGUGCAAAAAGAUGAAGCUUCUUCGAAGGAAUUAGAGGAAUAAAUGGCUAGCAAUUUAAUGAGUAGCAAUUAAUAAUAAAUUCAUAAAUAAGAAGCACCUACAAAAAGUCUACUAUUAUCAAACUAAUAGAAAGGGACUAGUUUAGCAAGUGUUACAUAAAUAAGUAAAUUACUUGAUGAUUAUGGUUAAUAUUUAAAUCUACAAACAUCAAAACUAAAGUCUACUCAGCAAUCUUCUAAGAAUAAUCUACAGCUACCAAUUAAGAGAGUAUUUGAGAAUAUGAUCAGCCCUCUUACAAAUCAGCACUCAGCAAUUUAAUCAAACCUAAAUUAAACUUCACUUUAAAAUAAUCACAGAAAAAAAUUUAGAAGUAACUCAAAUCAUCAGCCAUCAUAAAAUUAUUAAUUUCGUUAAGAUGUAGGCCAUAAAAAUCGAAGCAAUAAUUUCGAUUUAGAAAUGAUUAAUAGAAUUAAUGCAAAUAAAAUAUAUUAGAUUUUUGCUAAUUAAAAUGCAAAUGAAGCAAAUGGCUCUUUUACAAAUUUAGAAUAGAAUAAUUUAGCUGAUAUGAACAUGAUUUAACAGCUUUCAAAUAACAGAAUAGAUACAAUUAAUAAUGAAAAUAAAUAAAUUACAAACGUAAGUAAGUUACCUGUGAUCAAUUCUCCUCGAGUAAAACAUUGCUAUCUAAGUCCAAAAAGUAAACUUAAAAGCCUCACAAAAAGAGAUUACAAUAAAUAAAUAUCAUAAAAUUAUGAUAAUGAUUAAGAUUCUUCAUAAAGCUUAAAAAUUAUUAAAAGAGAGUAACCAAAUACUACAAGAAAUUAGUAGAAUACAAUAGCUUAUAAAAGAAAAAUAAAGCUACAAGAUGAUUUGUUUAUUGAAUAGGAGGAUACAACUAAAAUGAGCAAUUCAUCGCCAGCCAAUAGCCCUAAAUAGCACUUUAAAGACAAUUCCAAUUAGCAAGGUUAUUCAAACCUUUUAAAACAAAACACUAAGGUUUGCUAGCAAUUUAUUGUUCCAAAAAUUAAAUUUAAAUCCUACUCAUCGAAGAAAAACUCAAAUAAUCAAUAGGAAAAUUCUGAUGAAAAUAGCAAAGAUGAGAUAAAUUCCUUUUAGUAGUCACUUGCAAAUUAAUAAGAUCCAAGCAAUUUUAAUUUUAUAAAUCUUUGUGGUAACAACUCUAUUUUUAAUAGUUAAGCUAUACCUUCUCCUAGAAAACAAGCUGAAGAGUAUUUAGAUAGCUAUAUUAUCAAACAAAACAGAGAUAGAUCUAGCAAAAGCAGAACAAGUUAGUCAAAAUAAAAUAGUUAAACAACAAGAUUCUUACCAUAAAUUAAUUCACCAACUAAUUUUUAGAAUGGAGAUGGAUAAAGCAUGACUAUAAAUGGAUGCUAAAAUAACUAGUCUUCUCUGAUUGAAGAAUAAAUAAAACAGUCAAAAGAAAUAUAUGGUAAAAAGUAUUUUAAAAACUUAAAGAUUGAAAGUUUAAUAAAAGAAUAUGAAAAAAGAAGUAUAAAGAGUAUUUUUGAUAUGUAAAUACCUGUUUCAUCAAAGAAGAAUAAGUAAGAAAUCUAUAGUGCUCUAGAAGAAAAAAAGUAAAAAGAAUAAAAGCUAGUAUCUUAAAACCCCUAAAAUAAAAGUGGUAAAAGUGAUAUACUAAAAAAUAACAAAGAACAUGAACAAAAAUUAUUGUAAAAUAUAUAAGGGUAACUAAGUAAGAGUGCUCUAACAAAUAAAUUAGAAUUAGACCUAAAGUAUUUUAGAGAGAGAACAAAGAGUAGCCUUAUCAGAGGAUAAUGUGAAAUGCUUUAAUAAGAGUUUAAGGUAGAUUCUUAGUCAGUUGUAUAGGGUUAUGCAAUUUAAUAAUAAAAUACAAUCUAAAAUUAGUUAUCUAAAAACAUAAAAAAUAAUGCUUUUAGUGAUUAUGGAAUUAGUUAAUUUGGUAAUCAAAAUUAUAAUUUAAAAAAUAAUUAACAAAGUUUAAAUGCAUACAUCAAAAGAGGCAGUAAUUCAUUAGAUAUAGCAACAAAUUAAUAAAUAUAUAAUCCUAAUUAAGACUUUAGUAUUUUGACUCACAAGAGUACAAAAUAAGCUUAAUAAGUUUAAGAAACUAACAACAGCGAAUAAUACAAAGAAGAAAAAGAUAUAUUAGAUAAUUUUCUCAAAAGCAUAAAGAAAAAGUAGGUAAAAACAAUAGAAUAUUAAAGUUCUUAAUAGCAAUCUCCUUUAAAGUCAGAUCAUAGAUAAUGUUUAAUUAUUAAUCCUAUUUAACCAGAAACUUUAGUAGAUUAAGAUUAAGAAAAAUUAGAAAUUUAAAUUUAAGAGGGUUUAAAAAAAGAUUUAAAUUCAUAAAAAAUCUGUGCUAUUAUGCCAAGUUCUACAAAGUCAAAAUAUAAAAAUAAAAAUAAAAAAUGGAAUUUUAAUUAAAAAACAGUAGGUUAAGAAAAUGUAAAUGAAAAUAGUAAUGAAAUCAAUAAUAAUGGAGGAUGGGAAACAAAAACUAACAGUAACUUUGAUUAAUUAUACAGUUUAUUUUGA
Molecule: messenger RNA, 2667 nt
Organism: Tetrahymena thermophila SB210
Lineage: Eukaryota; Ciliophora; Oligohymenophorea; Hymenostomatida; Tetrahymenidae
Exons: 1
Source: RefSeq, a predicted model, not a curated record